GGGAAAUGACGGAAACACCCCCGCCUCCUGGUCUGCAAAUUCCAACGCCACACCGCCCCCUCCCUCCUCCUCUUCCUUCCUCGGUCUCAGACUCAUCUGUUCCCCACCUAACCCCACCCCGUCCGCCAUGGCCGCCGGCUCCGGCUCCGACCCCGCCGCCGACUCGCAGCCCCCGCCGCCGAUCCACCACCUGCCGCCGGACGCCCUCCACAACGUCCUGCUUCGCCUCCAGCUCCGCGACGCCGUCGUCUGCCGCCCCGUCUCGCGCCUCUUCCACGACACCCUCUCCCCGCAGUUCCUCGCGCUGCUCCCCACCCUGCGCCUCCUCCUCCUCCGCCACCCGCGCCCCGAAGGCGGCGGAUGCCUCCACGCCUUCGACCCCGCGCGCCGCCACUGGCUCCGCCUCCCCUUCGCCCACUUCCUCCCCUACCACUCCUUCUCCCCCGUCGCAUCCUCCACCUCCCUCCUCUACCUCUGGGUCGAGACCUCCACAUCGCCCUCGCCCCCGGCACCCCUCCCCUCCGCAUCCUCCUCCUCCACCGCCGCCGCGCACCCGCCCAAAUCGCUCGCCGUCUGCAACCCCUUCGCCGGCACCUACCGCCUCCUGCCCCCGCUCGGAUCCGCGUGGGCGCGCCACGGCACCGUCCUCGCCGGCCCCGGCGGCACCGUGCUCGUCCUCACCGAGCUCGCCGCGCUGUCCUACACGCCGUCCGGAUCCGGCAAGUGGAUGAAGCAUCCCCUCUCGCUGCCCUCCAAGCCGCGGAGCCCCAUACUCGCCUCCGCCGCAGCAGCCGUCUUCGCCCUAUGCGACGUCGGUACCCCGUGGCGCAGCCAGUGGAAACUCUUCUCCUGCCCACUCGCCACGCUCACCGGCGGCUGGGCGCCCGUCGAGCGCGCCGCAUGGGGAGACGUCUUCGAGAUCCUCAAGCGCCCCCGCCUCCUUGCCGGAGCCGGCGGUCGCCGGGUCCUUAUGAUCGGCGGCCUCAGGUCCUCGUUCGCCAUGGACGCGCCGUGCUCCACGGUGCUCAUCCUGCGCCUAGAUCUGGCCACCAUGGUGUGGGACGAAGCUGGCCGCAUGCCGCCCAACAUGUACCGCUGCUUCACUGGCCUCUGCGAGGCUGCUUCGCAGGGCAACUCGAUGCCCACUGCCGCUGCCGGUGGCAACAACAAGGUGAAGGUGUUUGGAGGUGAUGGGAAGGUGUGGUUCGCUGGAAAGCGGGUACGUGGGAAACUUGCAAUGUGGGAGGAGGAUGAGACGGGCAUUAGCGGUGGUAAGUGGGACUGGGUGGAUGGUGUUCCUGGCUACAGUGAUGGCGUAUACGGUGGAUUUGUGUUCGAUGGUGGGUUCACAGCGAUUCCUUGAUGCUGCUGGAAAGCGAAUCCUAGUCCGGUGCGUCACUAAAUGAGCUCAAGUUAUUUUAUAUACAUGGGACGUCUAUCUGUUGCAUGCAUGGGAACUGAUAUGCCCCCAAAUUUUAUUUACAAUGUUUAGCAUGAUGGAAACUUCUAAUUGUUGUACUUGAUUAAUGGAAAAGGAACCUUAAGUCGUUUAUUUUGGACAUUGAAAUGCUGUUGAGCAAUCUUCAUUUCUUGAUGAACUGUUUGUUUA
Molecule: messenger RNA, 1609 nt
Organism: Setaria italica (foxtail millet)
Lineage: Eukaryota; Viridiplantae; Streptophyta; Magnoliopsida; Poales; Poaceae
Product: SKP1-interacting partner 15
Exons: 1
Coding region: 128-1363 (411 amino acids)
Molecular function (GO): protein binding
Source: RefSeq, a predicted model, not a curated record